Molecule: messenger RNA, 1296 nt
Organism: Solanum tuberosum (potato)
Lineage: Eukaryota; Viridiplantae; Streptophyta; Magnoliopsida; Solanales; Solanaceae
Product: putative late blight resistance protein homolog R1B-16
Exons: 2
Coding region: 1-1296 (431 amino acids)
Source: RefSeq, a predicted model, not a curated record
AUGCAUGAUCUCGUUCGAGAUAUGUGUUUGAGAGAAGCCCAAUAUGAGAAUUUUAUACACUUCGAAACAAGGUAUAACCAUGAUGAUCUUCUAGAAAACAUUAAUUGUCUACGCCGUGUAGUUGAUUUCAAUAAGUAUAGAUACAGUUUUGAUAUUCCUAAACUUAUGCCACUCACACGUUCUCUUUUCUUGAAAUAUCCAUACUCUGUUUGUUCCCUCUCACAGUCAAGCUUUAGAUUACUUAGGAUAUUAGAUGUUUGCUUUACAUCUCGUUUGUACCGUAGUAUGUCCAUAACAGAACUUGUUCAUUUGAGGUAUCUUGCUUGUCCAUCCUUCAAUGGUCUUGUGCAAUCACUAUGCAAGCUACGGAAUAUACAGAACUUAGUUAUUCAGGAUUUACGUUCAUCUGGUUUACGUAGGAGAACCCAGUUCCUACCAUGGGAAGUUGUGAAUAUGCCUAAACUAAGACAUAUCCAUACAAAAAAGUUUAGUCUUUUCAUACCCCCUACAUCACUAAUUGCUGAGAGGGAGAAUCAUUUACAAACGUUAACCGGAUUGAUGCCCUCAUCUUGUAAUGAAGAGGUGUUUCUAAGAAUUCCAAAUUUGAAGAAGUUGGGAAUUUUAAUUGUUGAUGAUUCAGACACUAUUCAGAAGUGUUAUUGCCUUGAUAAUCUUGUACAUUUAACUCAGCUUGAGAAGCUCAAAGUUGAGGUCAGAGAGAGUUGGCUAAUUUUUAGGCCGACUAUCAAAGGUUGGGUGGACAUUCCACAUUGUGACAAUUUCCCACCAAACCUUAAGAAGUUAACAUUGUGCACAACACACCUAGAAUGGGAAGACAUGAACAUUCUUAGUAAGUUACCUAACCUUGAGGUGCUCAAACUUAAAGAUCAUGCCUUUCGCGGACAUAUUUGGAAACUAAGCGAUGAAGACGCAGAUGGAUUCUUGAAGCUAAAGUUUUUACUUCUUGAGCACAUGCAUCUGGAGCAAUGGGAAGCAACAAGUUAUCAUUUCCCAAGCCUUGAGCACUUAGUCCUAACACAUUGCCAUUCGUUGGAGCAAAUUCCUUUCGACUUUGCGGAGAUUCAGACACUACAGCUGAUUGAACUACACAAUUGUAUGCGUUCUGUUCUUGUUUCAGCAGAGCAAAUACAAGAGGAGCAACAAAGCUUUGGAAAUGAUGACCUCAUUAUUCGUGUGAACUCUAUCUAUACUAGAGUAAACAUUAAUAAAAAAGAGUUAUGGAGAGCAACACUUGUGAGGUUCUUGAUUGCAAGAGUAACUUCUUUUCCCCCAUAG